AUGAGCCUGAUACUAGCAGCGAUUAUGAUAAACUGGAUGCAAGCAAUGAACGCGAUGAAAAAUGAUUCCAUCACCUUUGUGUGGUCUGUGGCCUAUGUGAUGGCAUCCCACGUCAACACGGUGGCGGUGGUCGCCGUAGACCUGUUUCGAAAUACCCACAAGUACCUGAGAAUACUCACUCUAUUGUCUUACCGGGACAGUGGUAAGUCGCAGUGUCGCCAUUUCUCCAGCACGGCGGUAUGUGGGGCUCGUUCUUCUUGUGAGGAGUACUCGCGCCAGGUCAACCAGUGUCUGAGAGCUACAGCCCAAGUGAGAUGCCAGCGGCGACCACUUGCAGACCGCUACCGCGAGGAGAGUCUACUCCGCACUGUGCCACCUGUCCCAGGAGGUUCUUUCUGCCCACGAGAUAGUCUUAAUGGUGACUGCACUGUGCAGAAGGCAAGGGAGAAGGAAGGCAAGGGAGAAGAAGGCAAGGGAGAAGGAAGGCAAGGGAGAAGGAAGGCAAGGGAGAAGGAAGGCAAGGGAGAAGGAAGGCAAGGGAGAAGGAAGGCAAGGGAGAAGGAAGGCAAGGGAGAAGGAAGGCAAGGGAGAAGGAAGGCAAGGGAGAAGGAAGGCAAGGGAGAAGGAAGGCAAGGGAGAAGGAAGGCAAGGGAGAAGGAAGGCAAGGGAGAAGGAAGGCAAGGGAGAAGGAAGGCAAGGGAGAAGGAAGGCAAGGGAGGAAGAAGGCAAGGGAGGAAGAAGGCAAGGGAGGAAGAAGGCAAGGGAGGAAGAAGGCAAGGGAGGAAGAAGGCAAGGGAGGAAGAAGGCAAGGGAGGAAGAAGGCAAGGGAGGAAGAAGGCAAGGGAGGAAGAAGGCAAGGGAGGAAGAAGGCAAGGGAGGAAGAAGGCAAGGGAGGAAGAAGGCAAGGGAGGAAGAAGGCAAGGGAGGAAGAAGGCAAGGGAGGAAGAAGGCAAGGGAGGAAGAAGGCAAGGGAGGAAGAAGGCAAGGGAGGAAGAAGGCAAGGGAGGAAGAAGGCAAGGGAGGAAGAAGGCAAGGGAGGAAGAAGGCAAGGGAGGAAGAAGGCAAGGGAGGAAGAAGGCAAGGGAGGAAGAAGGCAAGGGAGGAAGAAGGCAAGGGAGGAAGAAGGCAAGGGAGGAAGAAGGCAAGGGAGGAAGAAGGCAAGGGAGGAAGAAGGCAAGGGAGGAAGAAGGCAAGGGAGGAAGAAGGCAAGGGAGGAAGAAGGCAAGGGAGGAAGAAGGCAAGGGAGGAAGAAGGCAAGGGAGGAAGAAGGCAAGGGAGGAAGAAGGCAAGGGAGGAAGAAGGCAAGGGAGGAAGAAGGCAAGGGAGGAAGAAGGCAAGGGAGAAGAAGGCAAGGGAGAAGAAGGCAAGGGAGAAGAAGGCAAGGGAGAAGAAGGCAAGGGAGAAGAAGGCAAGGGAGAAGAAGGCAAGGGAGAAGAAGGCAAGGGAGAAGAAGGCAAGGGAGAAGAAGGCAAGGGAGAAGAAGGCAAGGGAGAAGAAGGCAAGGGAGAAGAAGGCAAGGGAGAAGAAGGCAAGGGAGAAGAAGGCAAGGGAGAAGAAGGCAAGGGAGAAGAAGGCAAGGGAGAAGAAGGCAAGGGAGAAGAAGGCAAGGGAGAAGAAGGCAAGGGAGAAGAAGGCAAGGGAGAAGAAGGCAAGGGAGAAGAAGGCAAGGGAGAAGAAGGCAAGGGAGAAGAAGGCAAGGGAGAAGAAGGCAAGGGAGAAGAAGGCAAGGGAGAAGAAGGCAAGGGAGAAGAAGGCAAGGGAGAAGAAGGCAAGGGAGAAGAAGGCAAGGGAGAAGAAGGCAAGGGAGAAGAAGGCAAGGGAGAAGAAGGCAAGGGAGAAGAAGGCAAGGGAGAAGAAGGCAAGGGAGAAGAAGGCAAGGGAGAAGAAGGCAAGGGAGAAGAAGGCAAGGGAGAAGAAGGCAAGGGAGAAGAAGGCAAGGGAGAAGAAGGCAAGGGAGAAGAAGGCAAGGGAGAAGAAGGCAAGGGAGAAGAAGGCAAGGGAGAAGAAGGCAAGGGAGAAGAAGGCAAGGGAGAAGAAGGCAAGGGAGAAGAAGGCAAGGGAGAAGAAGGCAAGGGAGAAGAAGGCAAGGGAGAAGAAGGCAAGGGAGAAGAAGGCAAGGGAGAAGAAGGCAAGGGAGAAGAAGGCAAGGGAGAAGAAGGCAAGGGAGAAGAAGGCAAGGGAGAAGAAGGCAAGGGAGAAGAAGGCAAGGGAGAAGAAGGCAAGGGAGAAGAAGGCAAGGGAGAAGAAGGCAACGGAGAGAGUAAGGAAGACACCAGGUGGACUCCCAUGUUGAGUGAAGACAAGUGA
This is a messenger RNA of Schistocerca piceifrons (Central American locust), 2307 nucleotides long. RefSeq names its product spore wall protein 2-like. NCBI's taxonomy places the organism in Eukaryota, Metazoa, Arthropoda, Insecta, Orthoptera, Acrididae. The transcript is spliced from 4 exons. The coding region runs from base 1 to 2307 and encodes 768 amino acids. The record is from RefSeq and is a predicted model, not a curated record.